This is a messenger RNA of Salarias fasciatus (jewelled blenny), 3428 nucleotides long. RefSeq names its product protein NLRC3-like. Gene Ontology annotation, molecular function: protein binding. The coding region runs from base 1 to 2934 and encodes 977 amino acids. The record is from RefSeq and is a predicted model, not a curated record. The transcript is spliced from 7 exons. Lineage: Eukaryota; Metazoa; Chordata; Actinopteri; Blenniiformes; Blenniidae.
AUGGCUGACAACAUGGUGACUUUCAUGAAGGAGGAGCUGAAGAAGAUGAAGAAGCUCCUGAGCCCAGAUUACCCAGCAUGCUCCGAGAGUGAGAGAGAGGAUGAGGAUGAAGAGCAGAGGAGCAGCAGAGAGUCAUUAGUGAGGAUCACACUGGACUUCCUGAGGAGGAUGAAGCAGGAGGAGCUGGCUGAGCGUCUGUGGAGCAGAAUGUCUGCUGCAAUCUGCCAACAGAAACUGAAACGUGGCCUGAAGAAGAGGUUCCAGUGUGUGUUUGAGGGAGUCUCUAAAGCAGGAGAGUCCAGCUUCCUGAACCAGAUCUACACAGAGCUCCACAUCACAGAGGGAGGGGCUGCAGAGGUCAAUGAGGAACAUGAGGUCAGACAGAUUGAAGCAGCAUCCAGGACAGCAGACAGAGCAGAAACAAGCAUCAGACCAGGAGACAUCUUCAAAGCCUCACCUGGAAGAUCUCAACCAAUCAGAACAGUGCUGACACAGGGAGUGGCUGGCAUUGACAAAACAAUCCUGACACAGAAGUUCACUCUGGACUGGGCUGAAGACAAAGACAACCAGGACAUCCACUUCACAUUUCCAUUCACCUUCAGAGAGCUGAAUGUGCUGAAGGAGAAGAAGUUCAGCUUGGUGGGACUUGUUCAUCACUUCUUCACUGAAACCAAAGAAGCAGGAAUCUGCAGCUUUGAAGACUUCCAGGUGGUCUUCAUCUUGGACGGUCUGGAUGAGUGUCGACUCCCUCUGGACUUCCAGCACCCUGAGUUCCUGACUGAUGUUACAGAGUCCACCUCAGUGGAUGUUCUGCUGACAAACCUCAUCAGGGGGAAACUGCUUCCCUCUGCUCGCCUCUGGAUCACCACACGACCUGCAGCAGCCAAUCAGAUCCCUGCUGACUGUGUGGACAUGGUGACAGAGGUCCGAGGGUUCACUGACCCCCAGAAGGAGGAGUACUUCAGGAGGAGGUUCAGAGAGAAGCAGGCCAGCAGGAUCAUCUCCCACAUCCAGACCUCCCGAAGCCUCCACAUCAUGUGCCACAUCCCGGUCUUCUGCUGGAUCACUGCUACAGUUCUGGAGGAGGUGUUGAAGAGCAGAGAGGGAGGAGAGCUGCCCAAGACCCUGACUCAGAUGUACAUCCACCACCUGGUGGUCCAGGCCAAAGUCAAGAAGGUCAAGUAUGAUGGAGGAGCUGCCACAGAUCCACACUGGAGUCCAGAGAGCAGGGAGAUGAUAGAGUCUCUGGGAAAACUGGCUUUUGAGGAGCUGCAGAAAGGAAACCUGAUCUUCUAUGAACCCGACCUGACAGAGUGUGGCAUCGAUCUCAGAGCAGCCUCAGUGUACUCAGGAAUGUUCACACAGAUCUUUAGAGAGGAGAGCGGCCUGUACCAGGACAAGGUGUUCUGCUUCAUCCAUCUGAGCCUUCAGGAGUUUCUGGCUGCUCUUCAUGUCCAUCAGACCUUCAUCCAGUCUGGAAUCAACCUGCUGGAAGAGACAACAACCAUUCAGCAAUCUUCACAACAGCCUCAACUCCACCAUCUCCAUCAGAGAGCAGUGGACGAGGCCUUGAAGAGUCCAAAUGGACACCUGGACUUGUUCCUCCGCUUCCUCCUGGGUCUUUCACUGCCGACCAAUCAGAGUCUCCUUCAAGGUCUGCUGACAGAGACAGGAUGUAGCUCACAGACCAAUCAGGAAACAGUCCAGUACAUCAAGAAGAAGCUCAGUGAGAGUCUGUCUGCAGAGAGAAUCAUCAAUCUGUUCCACUGUCUGAAUGAACUGAAUGAUGAUUCUCUGGUGGAGGAGAUCCAACAGUCCCUGAGAUCAGGACGUCUCUCUGGAGACAAACUGUCUCCAGCUCAGUGGUCAGCUCUGGUCUUCAUCUUACUGUCAUCAGAAGAAGAUCUGAAUGAGUUUGACCUAAAGAAAUACUCUGCUUCAGAGGAGGAUCUUCUGAAGCUGCUGCCAGUGGUCAAAGCCUCCAACAAAGCUCUGUUGAGGGGCUGUGGGCUGUCAGAGAGAAGCUGUGGAGCUCUGUCCUCAGUUCUCAGCUCUCAGUCCUCCAGUCUGACUGAUCUGGACCUGAGUAACAACGACCUGCAGGAUUCAGGAGUGAAGCUACUGUCUUCUGGACUGGAGAGUCCUCACUGUAAACUGGAAGUUCUCAGGUUGAGCAGCUUUGGUCUGUCAGAGAGAAGCUGUGGAGCUCUGUCCUCAGUUCUCAGCUCUCAGUCCUCCAGUCUGACACAUCUGGACCUGAGUAACAACGACCUGCAGGAUUCAGGAGUGAAGCUACUGUCUUCUGGACUGGAGAGUCCUCACUGUAAACUGGAAGCUCUCAGGGUGGAGCAUUGUGGAGAGCAGUGGUUAAAACCUGGUCUGAGGAAGUAUUUCUCUCAACUGAAAGUGGACCCAAACUCAAUGAACAGAAACCUCAAACUGUCCAACAAGAAAAAGACGAUGACAGACGUGAAGGAGAAGCAGCUGUACCCUGAUCAUCCAGACAGAUUUGAUGACUGUCCUCAGCUGCUGUGUAGAAAUGCUCUGAGUGGUCGAUGUUACUGGGAGGUCGAGUGGAGCAGAAAUGUCGAGAUAUCAGUGAGUUACAGAGGAAUCACCAGGAAAGGAAAUGGUGAGGAGUGUUUGUUUGGAAGGAAUGAUCAGUCCUGGAGUCUGUACUGCUAUUAUGGUGGUUACUAUGUCAGGCACAAUAACAAAGAAACAUUCAUCCCCUCGACCUUCAGCGGCUACCGACCCAACUAUGGUGGAGUAGCAGUGUAUGUGGACUGUCCUGCUGGCUCUCUGUCCUUCUUCAGAGUCUCCUCUGACUCUCUGAUCCACCUCUACACCUUCAACACCACAUUCACUCAACCUCUCUAUGCUGGAUUUGGAUUCCAUUGGUCUGGUUCUUCAGUGAGUCUGUGUCUUCCGUAGGAAGGACAGUGUUUGUCUCUAACAGCAGAAAUUAGCAGGAGUCUGUCACUCGGUCUCUCAGAAGGUGGGAUGAGCAUAUCCGAAAGUGAGAGGAGUUUUUCAGAAAGUAGCAUCACUAAAGAUCAGUUUUCUUUUUCAUUCCAUCUUGUUGGUUUCUGUUCCAUUGUUGUCGUGUUUCUUGAAAUGUUCAAUCCUAAAGUUAUAAAAGUGAAUCAUUGUCAAGUCAAAGACACUGUAUUGACUCUUGCUCUCUGCGUGAGUUCUCCUGCAUACACUGUAAAAAAUGUCCGUGGAUUUAACAAGGCAAAACUGUAAAUUCAUGACAAUAAAACAAUGUAAAUGGGAAAAUUGUUUUUCACUGUCAAACUUACAGUAAUAUUCUGCAAAAUUCUCAACAUAGUCCUAGGCUUUACUUCUUAUUGUCUCAUGCUCGCUGUUGCCAAAGCUGUCCGUCCCUGGGAGAGGGAUCCCUCCAUACUGUGGUUCUCCCCAAG